Porites evermanni is the source of this 3362-nucleotide messenger RNA. The record is from the annotation of a GenBank genome assembly. NCBI's taxonomy places the organism in Eukaryota, Metazoa, Cnidaria, Anthozoa, Scleractinia, Poritidae.
AUGGAUAUCCAAACCCUGUUAAACAACCUUCAUGAAGAGUUAUCAUGUUCUGUGUGUAUGAGCAAGUACACCGAUCCAAAACAGUUGCCGUGCUUGCACAGUUUUUGCCUUCAUUGUCUGAAUGGGAUUCAACGAACGAGUGGCAGACGAGAUAAAAUUGCGUGUCCGGAGUGUAGACAGGAAUUCAAUGUUCCUGAUGAUGGAAACCUAGCAGCUUUGCCCACAAACUUUCGUAUUAACAGCUUACUUGAUGUACUAGCUAUUAAAGAGUGCAGCACCACUGGAGUUAAGUGUGGAAAUUGCGACGAAAGAACGAAACAGAGCUAUUAUUGUUUCCAAUGUUAUGCUUUCUGGUGCGAAGAGUGCAUUGGUCUUCACAAUAGGAUCAAGGCGAAUAAAGAUCACUAUUACAAUACAUACUUUAUUGACUUUCCCAAGGGGCUUUUCAAAGACAAUACAUGAUCCUAUUUACAAUUAAGAAAUGUUUUAAAAUAUAUAUAAAAUUACAAUUCUUUAAGUAAUUUAGUACGUAAACGAGUUUUAAAAACAUCAAUCGAGUUACACAGUUUAAAGGAAUUGUCUAGGGAGUUCCAUAAGUUCACAGUUCUAUAGAAAAAUGUUCUCUGACCGGCAGCUGUUCUAAAAAAGGGAAUUUGUAAAAGCUGUGAAUUUCUGGUGCUACGUCGGCUAACCUCUGCUCGCUUUAUGAAUUUUGAUGUAAGGUAUUCAGGGGCUUGACCGGUCAUACAUUUAAAAGCCAUUGUAGCGUUCCGGUAAUAAAGCUGACUGGGAACUGAAAGCCAAUUUAGCUCCUUGCGAAUUGGUGUAACAUGGUCAAAUUUACGCGCGCCGCUAACAAUGCGGCAUGCGAAGUUCUGCACUGCCUGUAACUUGUUGACAUUACAUUUUGAGGUAUUUGACCAAACAUUGGAGCAAUAAAAUAACCUGCUAAAAACUAAGGAAUUAAUAAUCAUCAAAAGUGUACGUUUGUCGAAGACAUGCUUGACACGGUUUAUCUGGCCAAGGCGGGACAUGCACGAGGAAGCGGUUUUAAUUAUAUGUUCAUCGUAAGUUAAAUUAGAAUCCAAAGUCACACCAAGGUCUUUGGCGGUGUCUGUAGGGACAAUGUCCUUACCCAUAAAGGAAAGGUAACGAAAUUGGAAUUUUGCACGCAUCUGCCUGCUGCCAAAUAUCAUCAACUUGGUUUUGCCAGGGUUUAGUAACAAUUGAUUGUUGGAACACCAUUCCCCUAUUUUAAACAGGUCGUCUUCCAAAUCAGCAAUUGCAUCCAGGUUGGCUUUAAGCUCGAAGGAAGUAAUGAGUUUCGUAUCAUCUACAUAACUCUGGGUGCUGCAUUUCUGUGGGAUCAAUGGAAGAUCGUUCGUAUAUAUGCUAAAAAGAAGUGGGCCCAAGAUGCUUCCUUGAGGAACGCCACUGGUCACAGACAAAGGCUCAGAUAGCGUUGAAUAGAUUCGUACUACUUGUGACCUGUUGCUUAGGUAACUACGAAACCAUUGGAGAGUGUCACUGGAAAUUCCGACUAUUCGCUGGCAUUGGAAGAAUUUAGGGAACAAGACUUUGAAAACAUUUUAAAGCGACCUUCAUUUUGCGGAAUUCCUGGCCACGGAAAGAAAGAAAUGGAGUUCUUUUGCAAGAUUUGCGAAGUCGCAAUUUGUAAUUCUUGUGCAUUGUUAGAUCACGAGGGACACGCAAAGACGCCUCUAGAACUGGCUGCAAAUGAGCGGAAGUUAAGACUGAAAUCUGCAAUUGAAUCUCAGAAAAAAAGAGCGGAAGCAAAGAAAAGUCAAAUCGAGGAACUUAACGAAUAUUACAACGAAAUCCUGGAACAAGCCGCUUGUGUCAAGGAAAACGUACUUGAGUAUGCUGACAGCAUUCAUGCAGCUAUUGAAGGUAAGAAACUAGAAAUCCUUGAUAAUUUGGAAAGGAAAACAAAAUCAUCUCUUGAACAAAUAGGAAUACAAAGGAACGAGAUGGAAAAGGAAUUUCAACUGCGUGAAUCAGAUAUUGAAAAGACUGAAACACUUAUAAAGCGAUGCACAAGCGCUGAAAUCAUGCAGCCGAACGAUAUUUUGGACAAAAUAUUCAAGGAUGAAAAUAACCAUGACGACACAGGCGACUGUGAAAGGCAAAGUUUUGCGAGACUCUGUUUUGUAAAAAAUCAAAAGUUGUUUGAUUUCGUCUCCGUUGAACAAAUUGGUUCUCUGAAUCUAACCCUUGCCAGAGCGCAGCAAUCAAGUGCUGAUGGAGAAGGAAUCAGAGAAGCGAUUGUUGGACUUGAAGCCCAGCUUACUGUGACAACAAGAAAAGCGGAAGGCCAACCGUAUCACGAAGAUUGCGACGGUGUAACAUUCGAAAUCAGCAAUCGUCAAGGCGACAACUGCGCAGCUGAAGUGCAAGUCCAAGAUAACAAAGAUGGUAGUUACAAAAUCAAAUACUUUGCCAAAGAAACAGGAACAUGCAGUGCAUCAGUGAAGGUUAAUGGAGAACAUAUCCGUGACAGCCCUUUUAAGGUUCAAGUCAAACCCAGACAGUUCAGACCUGUGUUAUCUUUUGGAGAACAAAUAUUGAAGAAUCCUUGGGGGGUAGGAGUAAAUGAACAAGAUGAAAUUGUAGUGAGUGACGUUGGUAACCAUAAGAUUCACUUAUUUAAGAGCGAUGGAACUCAUGUUAAAUCGUUUGGUGGAUUUGGAGCACAACCCGGUGAGUUCAACAGGCCUGCUGGGAUAGCGUUUCAUGUUGAUAACAUUAUAAUAGCCGAACAACAUAACAACAGAGUUCAAGAAGUCAGUAAACAGGGGCAGUACCUGAGCCAUUAUGGUGAAGAAGGAAGUCUUGAUCGGCAACUUAAUAGACCUUGUGGUUUAUCUAUUGACAGUGAUGACAAUAUUCUUGUUGCUGAUUCUGAUAAUAAACUAAUCAAGAUCUUUUCUGCGGGGGGUCAAUUUUUAAGUAAAAUUGGCAACGAGGGUUAUUUCUCUGAACCCUUUCACUGUAUUCAGCAUGACAACUAUCUUAUAGUAUCAGACAGUCGUGAUCAUUGUGUAAAAUUAUUUGAUAGAAAGGGUAACUUCCUUUACAAAUUUGGGAAGAAGGGAAAUGCAGACGGGGAGUUAAACACACCUCGCUGCUUGUUCAUGAACAAGGCAGGACACCUGAUGGUUUGUGAUAAAGUAAAUCACAGAAUUCAGGUGUUUGAUCUGAGUGGGAAGUUUGUCGCUAAGUUUGGAACAAAAGGAAGCGGGAUGGGAGAGUUUAAUAUACCGGUCUCAGCAGCAGUUCUUAGUGAUGGUAAAAUAAUUGUGACCGACUUCUUACACCACCGCGUUCAACUUUUUGAAUAA